AGUUAGUUCAUCCAAUUAUAAAUAAAACACCAAUAAGCACAAAUAAAAAAGAAGUCAUCUUGAUCAUAAGAAAAGAAUAAUGGAUGAUUUGGAAUUAGACUUUGGCCAAUUAGAUCACUUAUUGGACUUUUUUUCUCCUCCUCCUCCUUCUCCUUGUUCUACUAGUACUUUUCAUCAAAAACAAGAUUCAUCAAUUAUUUCAUUACAAACACAAAACUCUAAUGAUGAAAAGAAGUCAAUUAUCACCACUACUAUUAUUGACUAUGAUCGAAUUCAAGAUCCCCCUAAAGAGAAAGAGAAGAAGAAUAUCCUACGCAAAGAUGUUGAAAAACAAAGAAGGCGCGAUAUGGCUAAGCUUUACCAACGUUUGCGCCUUCUUAUUCCUUCCAAGUAUCUUAUGGGAAAGAGAGCUAUAUCUGAUCAUCUAGAAGAGAUUGUGGAUUAUGUAAAAGACUUGAAGGAGAACAUAAAGGAUUUGGAAAGAAAAAGAGAAAAGUUGAAAAAUAUUAUUUAUAGUGAUGAUGAUGAAGAUAAAAUAAUAGUGAAAUUAUGCAAUGAUCAAGUGGAAAUUUCAAUAAAGGGAGGGCUUUCUCUAUCAAAAGUGCUUAAAGUUCUUAUGAAAGAAGGACUUAUGGUUAAUAGUUGUGUUUCCUCAAUAGUUGAUCACAAUCUUCAUCACAUUAUUCAAUCUAAGGUGAAUACAAGAGGGGAUUUUGAUCUUACAAUGCUACAAUCCAAGUUGAUGAGUUUAUCGUAGGCAUAGUUUUCGAUUUUUUUUUAUUUUUUGAAUUUGGCACCUUUUUGUUCGGCACAUAUUUAAAUUAUUGUUCAUUCUAAUUUUCUUUUUGAACUUGAUAAUUUUAAAACUUUUACCAUGUGAACGUUGGCAUGUCUGAGUGUGAAUACACUUUCU
Molecule: messenger RNA, 913 nt
Organism: Solanum stenotomum
Lineage: Eukaryota; Viridiplantae; Streptophyta; Magnoliopsida; Solanales; Solanaceae
Product: transcription factor bHLH120-like
Exons: 3
Coding region: 80-757 (225 amino acids)
Biological process (GO): regulation of transcription by RNA polymerase II
Cellular component (GO): RNA polymerase II transcription regulator complex
Molecular function (GO): protein dimerization activity; RNA polymerase II transcription regulatory region sequence-specific DNA binding; DNA-binding transcription factor activity, RNA polymerase II-specific
Source: RefSeq, a predicted model, not a curated record